Molecule: messenger RNA, 1362 nt
Organism: Glycine soja
Lineage: Eukaryota; Viridiplantae; Streptophyta; Magnoliopsida; Fabales; Fabaceae
Product: bifunctional protein FolD 1, mitochondrial-like
Exons: 6
Coding region: 161-1246 (361 amino acids)
Biological process (GO): tetrahydrofolate interconversion
Cellular component (GO): cytosol
Molecular function (GO): methylenetetrahydrofolate dehydrogenase (NADP+) activity; methenyltetrahydrofolate cyclohydrolase activity
Source: RefSeq, a predicted model, not a curated record
AGUAAGAAAUUCAAAGGAGGAGAUUGAAGAGCGUAUACAAAUUAAAGCCCUCGUCGCUUCACAGCGGCGAGCAGUCUUAAACUGCUUAUCCCGGAAAAUCACGACGACAACACAACACCCAACUGGCAGCAAUGGUGCUGAUGACAGCUUCAUAAGUAUAAUGGGCUUGGUCACUGUUACAUGGACAAAUUAUCUAAAAAAGCGUAUUCCACUAAGAAUAAGGUUUCUUCAUACCUUGAAAGGUAAUCAAAUAGGCCAAAUUUUAAUGUCUCCACCUCUUGCAUCUCUGGACCUUCCUGACAUCUGGAGUCCUAUUUCUUCAUGUCGGAGUAUUCCAGCAAUACAUAAAAGCUUUAAUGAGCAGACUACUGUAGUGCUUGAUGGAAAGUUGAUAUCCAUGGAAAUCAGAUCAAAAAUAGCUGCUAAGGUAAGACAAAUGAAGAAAGGCCUAGGAAAAGUUCCUGGAUUAGCUGUAAUCUUAGUGGGCCAAAGAAGGGAUUCUCAAACUUACGUUCGCAACAAGAUAAUGGCCUGUGAAGAAGUUGGAAUCAAGUCUUUGGUGACUGAAUUACCCACUGAUUGUGCAGUAACAGAUGUUCAAAAUGCCAUCAUGAGAUUUAACAAAGAUCCAUCCAUUCAUGGUAUUCUUGUGCAACUUCCUCUACCGCAACAUCUAGAUGAGGAAAAAGUUUUGGAUGCUGUAUGUCUAGAAAAAGAUGUGGAUGGUUUCCAUCCCCUUAAUAUGGGGAAUCUUGCCAUAAGAGGAAGGGAGCCACUGUUUACUCCUUGUACUCCAAAGGGCUGUAUUGAGUUAUUGAUCAGAUCAGGAGUCGAGAUUAUGGGAAAAAAAGCCGUAGUGAUUGGAACAAGUAAUAUUGUGGGUUUGCCAGCAUCCUUGUUAUUGCAGAGACACCAUGCAACAGUCACUGUCAUACAUGCCUUCACACAAAACCCUGAACAGAUCACCUCAGAAGCUGAUAUUGUAGUUUCAGCUGCUGGAGUGCCUAAUUUGGUCCGUGGGAACUGGAUAAAACCUGGUGCAGCUGUGAUCGAUGUUGGUACAACUCCGGUUGAGGAUCCUGGCUGCGAGGAUGGUUAUCGCCUCGCAGGUGACGUAUGCUAUGAAGAGGCCGUAAAAGUGGCAUCCAUUAUUACUCCUGUGCCUGGCGGGGUUGGGCCUAUGACCGUUGCUAUGCUACUAUGUAAUACAUUAGAUUCUGCAAAGCGCAUGCUCAAUUUUAGUUGACCCCUACCCCUCUUGAAACUACAAUACUUCGUUCAAGGUCAUUUUUAGCAUGGAUUGAGUUUAAAAACUGGAAUUCUUUUUUAACAGUUUUCGUAAUGCACGUAUUCUUGCUGAUA